Molecule: messenger RNA, 3153 nt
Organism: Cuscuta europaea
Lineage: Eukaryota; Viridiplantae; Streptophyta; Magnoliopsida; Solanales; Convolvulaceae
Source: the annotation of a GenBank genome assembly
GUUGGUGUGAUGGUAGAGGCGUGAUUGUCAAUGUAGAGGUUAUGUGUUUGAUUCCUAGCUGGAGCAGCCUUUUUUUAUCUUACACGAAUCAAGUCUGAAUUUUAACUUUUGAAUACUUGGAUGCAAAAAUUAAGUAGUCCAACUAAUUGGGCUUUAUUAGUCUGAAAAACCAAUUAGUUCAAUUGAUUGAGCUUUUUGAAUAUUGUCCUAAAAAUUAAUUAGUUUAAUUCAUUGGGCUUUUGAAUAUUGACCGAAAAAUUAAUUAGUUGAAUACAUUGGAUUUCGUAGGUGAAAAUAAGUUUUCUUUACAUAGAGUAUAGAUUUUAGAGUAAAAAAAUCGGUUUAUCUUGUUUUCGAGAAACUAACCUAAAAAUUGGCACUAAACAUUUGGGUAACCGAUAAAACUUCGGUUCGGUAUCUAUGACUUUUAAGAUAAUUGUAUUGUCGGUUCUGUAAUAUUCAAUUUAUUCUUUGACAUUUCUAUAAUUUACAUUUUGACUUCUAAGAUAUUAUUAUACUGUACUACAUUUUGACAUUUUUUUAUAAUAUACGUUAUUUAAUUAAAUUUUGGUCCCACCUGAACGUAAAUGCUAGAUUCGCCCUGGCCGUACCCACUAUAAAAUUCUUCUGUAUAUUCAGGUAAUUAGAUUUGAAUUUGAGGUUCGUAUAAUCGUAUUAGACAUUUUCAGUUACACUCUCAACCACAUUUUACUUUAUUCUGAAUUUUAUUUUGUUAUUCGUUCGUCUUCCGAAUGUAAUUUCUUUCUCUAGUUACGUAGAGAUCAAAUUUUUUUAGUUAGGUAAAGAUCAAUUUUUUUAUUCAUAUUAAUUAAUCUCGAUAUUAUGCAUUGUUUUCAUUUUUAAAAACGAGAUAAUAUCAUGAUAAAAGAAGCACCCUCUACGUACUGUUCCAUAAUUUUCUUCCCAUUUUCCGAUUUACAACAUCUUAAAAUUUCCUUGUCAUUUCCUUAAGGAAUCAUUUGUACGUGUAAUUAACACUCUUUCUCUUAUUUCUAGUCCACUAUCAUACAAAAAAUUGGAAACUUUAAGCUAAUUGUUACUCAAAUUUAAUUAUAUUUAAUUAUAUUAGGUAUAUAUAUAGUAAGGAUGUUUUUACUUGGACUGUAAUUCGUCCCAGACUAGACCAGAUCAGACCAGACCAGAUCAGACCAGACCAGACCAGUUCAGACCAGACCAGACCAGACCAGACCAGACCAGAUCAGACCAGACCAGACCAGACAAGACCAACAAAUUACAGUCCAAGUAAAAACAUCUAAGGUGUGCUAAUUGGGAAAAAUAAAAAGUUCACACUAUUAUUUAUCAAUGGUGAUAACUCUGAUACCCAUUUAAAAAAAGGGGUACCGCACCUACCACUCACUUGAUUGGUUCAAAUCAUUACAUCAUUUUUAAUUUAGAUUUAAAUAAUUCAACUACAUCAUUCUUAUUGGUCUAUGUGAACAAAGGUAUGGUACCUUAAGGGUACCGAUCUACCUUUAUCAAUAUAUUAAUAUUAAUAAUUUGGUUUUUGAAUAUAUUACUCCCUCCGUCCCUUAAAAUUUUGUCAUCUUUCCUUUUUGGAACGUUCCAAAAAAAUUAGCUACUUUCCCUUUUGAACAAUUAUUUUGUGGUUUCUGUUAUUUCUCUUUUCUCUGCACAAACCCCAACCACACAAUUUUUACUUUAUUAUUCUCUGUGUCGAUGAACUUUGGUAAAGUUUUAAGGGACUGAGGUAGUAAUAAAUUAAUAAUAUGCGACCCAUCAAUGUGACUGCUGACCCACCCAAGAGCUGUUUCAAACAUUAUGUAGCUUUAAAACCUUCAUUUAUAAGAUUCCAUCGGCAUAUAAUAUUUCUCUAUUUUUGCAAGCAUUGGCCUUUCGCGGACGAGAAACGUUUUUAAGAUACGCCCUUAAGAAACGGACACGUGGCAGCGAAAUGGGAGUGCAAAUUCGGUGGGUCCCACGUACACAUGGCGUUCUUGGAUACAUGCCCUCGCAUAGCAUGGUGUCAAGAAGUGGCAGAACACGUGUCAUUGCAUGGAAGGGCAAAGCUUCCUACUCCACCGGCCUCUGCAUUAUGUAUAUAUGCCUACCCAAAAAGAAAUUACAGAAAGUGCCCGCUUUUUAUACAAAUCACAAAUCGCUCCUCUUUCUUGCUAAACCUCUCUGCCACAGCCAACUUGAAGUUGUGACAGUAAUAAUGGGAUUUAGGAGGAGCGUUAUAUGCGUGGGAUAUAAUGAGCGUGACGAAGGUAAAGGAAAAACGGUGGACUGUGAACUAGAGGCGGCUCAAGCUUUAGCGGGUUUAGCGCAUCCAUCCAUGCUCCCCGGUCCUUCUACACGUCCCGGUGCAUCCGGACAUGCAUCUCCGCCGCCACCGCUCCUAGAUCUGUAUCACUUCUCCGGCGGGGCGCAGGACGGUGAAGACAGCGUGGAUGGCCCGCAAAACGAAGGAUUAGCAUUAUUAUCUUCAAAUGUUUUGGGAGGGUCUGAGAUUGUGAACUCAACGACGUUAUUUUCAUCGUGCAAUUAUGAUUAUUCCUCUUUCAGUGGGUGUAAAUCCAGACGAAGUGUGGCAGAGGAAGAAAAGGAGGCUCAAAGGCUGCGUCGGGUUGUUGCAAACAGAGAAUCAGCUCGGCAAACAAUCCGCCGUAGGCAGGCUAUGUAUCACGAGUUGACCAGAAACGCAGCUCACUUGGCGUUGGAGAAUCAGAAUUUGAAGAAGGAAAAGGAGUUAGCAGCAAAAGAGUAUGAUGGUUUGAAAAGCACAAAUGAGAGCCUGAGAGCACAGAUGACUAAAGCAGUCAAGAAAGAGCUACAGGGAACACAUGAAGUUUCUUAUCCAGUACAAGUGAUGUCUUCUUCAACAUCAACAGCUCACCCCUUCUUUUAUAACCACACUCCAGUUGUGCAACAUGGAUCACAAAAUUAUUCUACCAUCAGCAGUGUUGGAGAGCCUACUACUCCACUUCUUGUGCUGCCAUUCCCUUGGUUCAUCCCCUUUCACUCCCCAGGACAAUAUUUUCCCCAAUCCUACUCUGACCACAAUGAAUCUUCAUCUCCACAACCUGUGAAAGAUAAGGCAGGAGAUUCUAUUUCUUCAAGGAAGCAUGUUCACACUGAAAUGACACUCCAUUUCCAGUCAGGUCUAGAAAC